CGCAUUGUGGUGAUCCGCUGUGUCUCCAGCAAGACACAACUCAUCCAGGCCAGGGAUAAAAGGAGAGAGAGAGAAAAAAAAAAGGAAACGCAAGGGUUUUGGUGAAGGCACCAUCCGCAAUGACUAACUCCGUGGCAGGAUCCAGGCGCUGCACACACAUCUAGUCCGCAUCAUUCCCUGACAGCAUCCUGAGAGAGAGGAGAGGAGAGAAAGAGAGAAAAGCGGGGCUUGUAUCUCAGGUAGCUGGGGACUGCGAUAGUGCAGCAUGACGGACACGGUGAUGAGCAGCGGCUCGGGUCGCUGGAUGUCCAACGACAGACAGAGGAGCAAGCAUGCGAGUGAUAAAGAGCAGGGCAACUGGACCACGCAGCCAGGCACUGGUGCGGCUCCAGAGCUGACAGAUGAAGAGAAAGAGAUUAUAAAUGGCGUCAUCGCCCGUGCGGAGAAAAUGGAGGUCAUGGAGCAAGAGAGAAUUGGGCGGCUGAUAAAUCGCCUGGACGACAUGAAGAAGACCGUGUGUGGGGAUGGAGUUUCCCGCUGUUUGCUGUGUGGGGAAGCGCUGGGCUCACCUGGGGUCAGCUCAGUGGUGUGUGAGGACUGCAAAAAGAACAUGUGUACCAAGUGCGGUACUCAAUGUGGCAGCCGGCCACGUGCUGUGUGGCUGUGCAAGAUCUGCAGAGAACAGCGAGAGGUGUGGAAGAGGUCUGGUGCCUGGUUCUUCAAAGGCUUUCCUAAGCAGUUCUUGCCAUCACCCAUGCCAUUAUCUAAGCCAGAAGCAGGUUCACAGAAAGCAGCAGAGCCUCAGAGGCCAAAAGUCUCUGAGCCCCAGGAGGCACUAACCCAGCCACAACCACCAGGUGCAGAGUCUCAGGGCCGUGCUGGUUACCCACCUGUGGCGCCUAAACCACUUGCACGCAUGGCCACGGGCGGGGCUGGCCCUGAAGAAGCGGGUCAGGGCAGUCCAGUAGUGAUGAAAAAGAUGGUGCCUGUCCAGAGCUCCAGACCACAGCCUGCUGUCACAGGCACCAUGGCCCAGCAGGGAGAUGGAGGUGCUUAUUCUUCUAGUGUUGCUGCUCCAGAGCAGAGAGCACCUCCUGCAAUGAGAGAAGAAAGGAGGCAGCCCACUGCCUAUAGUAGCCCUCCCUCUCGACAGCAGUCUGCUCCCGCUGAGGUGGACGAGGAGGCCAAUGACUAUGACUCUGAUGAAGCCACCACUCUGGGCUCUCUUGAGUUCAGCCUGCUCUAUGAACAGGAGAGCAACAGUCUCCACUGUAGCAUCCUCAAAGCAAAGGGACUGAAGCCCAUGGACUCCAAUGGACUAGCAGAUCCUUAUGUGAAGCUUCAUCUGCUGCCAGGGGCCAGUAAGUCAAACAAGUUGCGCACAAAGACUCUGAGGAAUACCAUUAACCCUGCUUGGAACGAAAAGCUCACCUACCACGGCCUGACAGAUGAGGACAUGCAGCGCAAAACCCUCAGGCUUUCUGUGUGUGAUGAAGACAAGUUUGGGCAUAAUGAGUUUAUCGGGGAAACCCGAGUGGCGCUGAAGAAGCUGAAGAUGAAUCAGAAGAAAAACUUCAACGUCUGUCUAGAGAGAGUCGUACCUACGAAGAGAACUGCGACAGCUGGGGGAGCCAGAGGGAUCGCACUCUACGAAGAAGAGCCGGGGAAAGAUGGCACAGAGGUAGAAGAGCGCGGUCGGAUCCUGAUCUCCCUCAUGUACAGCACCCAGCUGAAUCGUCUCAUUGUGGGCGUGGUGCGCUGUGUUCACCUGGCUGCCAUGGAUGCUAAUGGCUACUCUGACCCAUAUGUCAAAAUAUGUCUGAAACCUGACAUGGGGAAAAAGGGCAAGUGCAAAACACAAAUCAAGAAGAGGACCUUAAACCCUGAAUUCAAUGAGGAGUUCAGUUAUGAAAUCAAACACAGUGAUUUGGCCAAGAAGAUGUUGGACGUCUCCGUGUGGGAUUAUGAUAUUGGGAAGUCCAACGAUUACAUUGGUGGAUGUCAGCUGGGAAUCACUGCCAAAGGGGAGAGACUGAAGCACUGGUAUGAGUGCUUGAAGAACAAGGACAAGAAGAUUGAGCGCUGGCACACCUUGUUUAAUGAAAAUCAUGUUGCUAGUGAUUAACCACACAGCACGGGCUUACACCUGUCCUCCCUGAUCCGCUUUCAUUCAUAUCCUCACGCACUUUUUUCCAUGGAGUCAAUUUUACUUGUUAGACCUGACCAUCACAUUGGCGCUGCUCAUUUUCAUCCUUCCUUGUUUUCGUAAUUCCUCCGCCUGUGGUGAUGCUGAAUCUGCCUUUGGCAAGAAAAUCAUAGAAUAAAUAAAGUCCGAAAUUUUAUCAGUGUAAUAAAAACAUCACACAGCUACAACAAGGCCUUCAUGCCAGGCACUGAUAUUAUAUAGUGCACCUAACUUGACACGUUCUUCACUUAAAGAAAUUAAGUUUGAAUUUCACUGGCACAGAAGAAGAAAAGCAAUAUGUUAUGGCUCAGAAACAUCAGUCAAACUCAUAAAAGCCUUCAUUGAGCUCACAUCUCAAGGUAUUAUUUUGACUUUUUCAUGAUGCUAUGUAUAACGUAGAACUGUAUGAGCAUGCCACGCCACACACACAAGAAAACACGCAGCUGCACCUUAAAAUAUCUCAGCUGUAUGAACGUAAUGUAUAUUUCCGUGAAGAAAUGUUUACAUAUUGAUACAUUGCUCAGGUUAGGGUAGACAUCUGACAAUACAGAUGAUUCAUAAGUGAGUGGAUCAUGAGCUAGGUGAAUCUUUAAUAUGUUGCUGUUAAUUUGUGAUUUUAAAAUACGAUAGCACACACCUAUAUAGUUUUAAAAAACUGUGAAUUUUAAGUUUGUGGGAAGUAUUAACUAUGUGUGUAGAGAAACCUAAAAAAAAGCUUUUUCAUUUGAUAACUUAGUUACGGUGAGAUCUGGCAGGAGUAGAGGGACUCUCGUCCUGCUGCAUCUCCCCCUUCUUCGUAGCUCGCGGUUCACUCUGGCACCUCAGAGGUUUUCUAUUGCAGUGUUUACAAGUGAAUGCACAAAGUUAGGUUUUCUUGCAGGCAUGCCUACAUAAUGUGGCUGCUUUGUUCAACGAGGAGAGAAGGUGGAGCAGAUUAUGUCAAAAGUAAUGUGCAGCUUUACCUGCAUGCACUGUGCUUGUGACUCUCAUGUGCCUGGGGCAAACAUGGCCCGCUUAUACCCCAACGUACCCUUUGAACAAAGCAGGGCCCUUUUCCCCUUUGCCACUGAUCAUCCAAGGCUUUGGUGUGUGUUUUAUCACUACUCACAGCAAACCAAGGAAAGCACACCUUACAAAAGUGGAAUGACCUCAAUUUAUACAGCUGUCUGCAAGUUAAUCCAAUGUCAAAGCAAAGACAAAAACAAAAAAAUCCUAUGCAUGAAAUGUCUUGUGGGUCAAGAUAUAUAUACUUUGUAAAAACAAAAAAGAUAAAAUAAAUGCUAUUGUAAUUCUAUUAAUGUUUACACUACUUCCCCAUUACAUUCCUAUUGAUACUUUAUAUUCUGUACGAGAGGCCAUACUCUGCAUGACUAUGAUGACUAUGGUGUAAUCUGAAUAAACUGGUUCGUUAGCAUUCACAGGACUGACUAAAAAACCAAUGAAGCACAUCACCAUUAGAGCUUAUUUACUUCUAUCAGUGUCAGACCAAGAGUAAUCUCAAUGUUUGACUGAAAAGACCUGUACCUGCACAUUUAAAUCCUUCCAAUAUCUCCCUUCUCCUGUAAGGCCACUACGCCCCCAUGUGGCAGUAAUUCAGACAUCCACUAACCCUACACUGUGCACUUCAGCUACAUGAUAUCAACAUCAUCUAUUGUUGUUUGAAAAAAAAAAACAGGCUUCUCUCUGGGCUAUAAUCCUAGCUGUCUUCUACUUGAUUCUGCCAGUUCAGUGGAAUGUUAAUCUCUGUAUUUGUACAUAGAUAGUGCAUGCAGAUGAAAUAUGUAUGUUUGCAAAGAACUUUGCAUGUAAAAAUUUUGCAGAGUUUACACGGACCAAUAAAGUCUAACA
Messenger RNA from Cololabis saira (Pacific saury), 4033 nucleotides. Its product is annotated as rabphilin-3A-like. Gene Ontology annotation, molecular function: small GTPase binding. Lineage: Eukaryota; Metazoa; Chordata; Actinopteri; Beloniformes; Belonidae. Gene Ontology annotation, cellular component: membrane. Gene Ontology annotation, biological process: intracellular protein transport. The record is from RefSeq and is a predicted model, not a curated record. The transcript is spliced from 18 exons. The coding region runs from base 266 to 2125 and encodes 619 amino acids.